Molecule: messenger RNA, 4142 nt
Organism: Fragaria vesca subsp. vesca
Lineage: Eukaryota; Viridiplantae; Streptophyta; Magnoliopsida; Rosales; Rosaceae
Exons: 8
Coding region: 408-3740 (1110 amino acids)
Biological process (GO): termination of RNA polymerase II transcription
Cellular component (GO): mRNA cleavage factor complex; cytoplasm
Molecular function (GO): mRNA binding; RNA polymerase II complex binding
Source: RefSeq, a predicted model, not a curated record
AUUCACGAAAGCUCUCUGUUACUUUUUUUUUGGGUCUACAAAACGAGCUAGCUCUGCUCCUCUGCUAUAUAUCUCUCUCAUAUACGCACACUCUUCUCCCAAAUUUUCCCCAAAUCUCAACCCUAAUUCCCAAAUCCGAACCUCCUUCAUUUCACCGAUCAAGCUCCACACUCUGGCCUCAGAUUAAUCAGAUUCUAAAUUUUCUUUUAGUUUUAGUCUCGUCAAUUUUGUAUACUUGUAAUUUGAACCAGGGUUUAUCCCCGAUUCUCCAUAUGUACAAAUUUAUAGAGCUUUUCAUUUUUUUAUUUUCAUUCUAGAAUUUAGAUUGAAUUUCAAAUAGUCACACACAGAUGCCUGUUAUGUAAAUCACACACUAAUCAGAUUUAGGGUUUGAGUUUUCGCCAUUGAUGGACAUGGAGCGCAGGCCGUUCAACAGAUCGAACGAACCAGGCUUGAAGAAGGCGAGACUGAACGACGACCAAGGCGUCGUGAAUCCGAAUCUGAACGGCCGAGGAGGGUUUGGACAGAGGCCUGGCGGAGCUAAUCCGGUGCUUUCGAGGUUCAGAGUGACUGAUAGAGAGUCGGAGAGCAAUGACCUCCGCGGCGGCGGAGCCUAUGUCCCUCAGCCAUUGCAGCACCACCAGGAGCUUGUGAGCCAGUACCGGACGGCGCUGGCGGAGUUGACCUUCAAUUCGAAGCCUAUCAUCACCAAUUUGACCAUCAUCGCCGGGGAGAGCCAAAACGCGGCCAAGGCUAUCACUGCGACUAUUUGCGCCAACAUUAUUGAGGUGAAACCCAGCUUUUACACUUUUUGUUUCGUUCCUAGUGAGCAGAAGUUACCAUCACUUUAUCUUUUGGACAGUAUUGUAAAAAAUAUCGGACGGGAUUACAUAAAACACUUUGCCGCCAGGCUACCUGAGGUAUUCUGCAAGGCAUAUAGACAGGUUGAACCUCCUAUACAUCAAAGCAUGCGCCAUCUUUUUGGAACUUGGAAAGGUGUCUUCCCUGCCCAGACACUUCAGAUGAUUGAAAAAGAACUUGGGUUUACUACUGCAGCAAAUGGUUCGUCCUCUGGAGUUUCAUCAUCUAGACCAGACUCACAGUCACAACGUCCAGCAAAUAGCAUUCAUGUGAACCCCAAAUACUUGGAAAGGCAGCGUCUUCAGCAACCAGUGAGGACAAAAGGGAUGGCUAGUGACUUUGAUGGGACUAUGACAAACUCGAUUGACGAUAUAGAGAGGUCGGACAGAGUAGCAAGCAUCAGUGCUGGACGAUCAUGGGCUGAUCCUCCUGUUAAAAUGCCUAAUAUUCAGCGUUCAACUAGAGAUGCACUAAGUGAGCGUUUUCAUGAGAAGAAUGUUGGUGGCGAAUAUGAUGAAUCUGAUUAUGAUUCUGAUCUUCCUAGGAGUUCAAGCUUGGCCAUUGGGCGAUCUGGUGGGAAUAUUAUCGAGCAAGGACAUGAUAAACCUUGGUAUGGAGGUGUCAGCAGUGCUGCCGAAACAAUUUCCGGCCAGAGAAAUGGUUUUAACAAGAAGCAUGGAUUAAAUUACUCAGCACCUAAAUCUGCAAAUGCUGAUCCUCGUCUACAGACACCACAAGCCAUUGCAAGUAGAAAUAGGGGUGGGUUGUCCAGUAGUUGGAAGAAUUCUGAGGAAGAGGAAUACAUGUGGGAUGAUAUGAACUCAAGAUUGACAGAUCAUGUAACCCCUGAUCUUUCUAGUAACUCAAGAAAAGAGCGCUGGAUUUCUGACGAUUCAGAGAAAAUGGGGUUUGGAGGUGGCUCUCGUAAACUGAAAAGAGUUAAUGAUCUGGACAUGGAUACUGAUAUUGUUGAACAGAAAGACAUAUCUGCUCUUGGGCACCGUAUGCCAUCACCUUGGUCUUUGCAAGAAUCGCAUGUUGUGGAUCGGCUGACCUCUUCCGGUACUCCUGUCAUGAAUUCAGCUCAUUCAGAGCGUUAUGUUUCAAGUUUAAGUGGGUUAUCAACAAGUGGAGAUUCUUCGGUGGCGAGGUUGGGAAAUAGAGCACAGAUGAUGUCUUCUCAUGUUGGGGCCUCAAGCUUUGGGUUGCCGACAAAUGCUGCAUCAGGGUCUAAUGGAGCUGUAGGGAAACAGCAACAGAUUCAGUCUGUGAGGGCUGCAUCACCAUCUGGACAGUUACUGAUGCACCAGCAUGCUCCCUUACCUGCAUCAAAAAUACAGAAUCCCCGUCAUUAUUUGGCUGAGCAAGACCCUGCUCAAGCUCCAUCCCUUCCUCCUGACUUGAAAGUAUCUCAAAUUUUGGGAAAGUCGGACUCAGGGUUACAUAGCCAGUAUACCGAGGACUCUUUACCUAUUCCAACUUCCAAUCUCCGAUUAGGUGGCAUGGCAAAGUCACAGCCCCAAGAAUUGAAGGCUUUGUCUUCGUCAAUGGCUGCCAUCCAAUCAAAGCACCACUAUCCCUUCCAACAACAAGACAUUACAGAGCCUGAAUCCUCGGAUCAGACUGAGAAGCCCCAUAAAAUGCCCUCAACAGUCAGAAAUUCUAUAUCAGAUCUUUCUAAUCUCCUUGCUGCAGAAACUUCAGGACAGUCAAGCACAAGUAGUUUGUUGGCCGCUGUUUUGAAGACCGGAAUUCUCUCUAACAAAUCAAUUACUGGUAGCCUUCCCAGUUCCAGUUUUGGUGACAUGGAAAAAAUGCCACCACAGUCAGUUAGUCAACCACCCUUGCCAAUUGGACGGCCACCUACCAAAGCUGCACUUCCAGGGUUGAAGGUUGCACCAGCACCUUCAUUGGGUCAUCCUUCCCGUGAUAACUCGCCAACCACCUCAAGCACUCUGCAGAAGGUUGGACAUCCACCUCUUCCACCUGGCCAACCACCUUUGUCACAAGAGGGUGGUUCAACGGCAAAAGAUUCAAAUGCCAAGGAUCCAAUAUCAAACCUUUUAAGCUCUUUAGUUGCCAAAGGGUUGAUAUCUGCAUCAAAGUCGGAGUCAACUACACCUCUGCCAUCUCAUAAGCCGACAGAAGUGCAAAUUCAGAAACUACCCACGACUACCGUUAGCUCUAUCUCUCCGGGUUCAGCAUCAUCAAUAGUUCCUGGUUCAUCUCGAAGGGAUAAUGCACCUCUCGCAGAACAGGUGGUCAAACCUUCUGCUGCAUUGGCUCAAUCUACUAAGACGGAAAAAAAGAACCCGAUAGGAUUUGAGUUUAAGCCAGAUAAAAUCCGAGAGUUACAUCCAUCUGUCAUCGAUGAGCUUUUUGACGACCUUCAACAUAAAUGUAUCCUAUGUGGACUCAGGCUCAAACUUAAAGAACGUCUUGAUAGGCACUUGGAAUGGCAUGCUUUGAAAACUCCUGAAGCAGAUGGUUCAAUUAAGGCAUCAAGGGGGUGGUAUGCAAAUUCAGCCAAUUGGGUUACUGGAAAGGCAGGAAGUUCUUCUGACCUUGACUCCAACAAUUCAAAUGACAUGACUGGCAUGACAGUGGCCAGUAAUGAGCCUACGGUUCCAGCUGAUGAAAGCCAGUGUGCAUGUAUUAUAUGUGGCAAUACUUUUGAAGACUUCUAUUGUCAAGAAAGUGAUGACUGGAUGUUCAAAGGAGCUGUGUAUAUGACUGUUCCAGCUGGGGAUGGUGAACUUGGAACUGCAGGGGGAAGCGUUCUGAAGGGUCCCAUUGUGCAUGCAACUUGUAUUGAUGAAAAUUCACUUGAGGAAUUGGGACUGGCUGCUACACGAGUUAAAUUGGAAAAGGAUGAUUAGUUCUUCAAGAACACGAGUUAUGAAUAUAUGAGAAUUCAGGUUACUUGUGUAUUUUUAGUUGAGUUGUCCUUCAGUGCUAAUUGUGUUGUGCCACAGAAUAGUGGUGGGAGUCUUUGUUUUAGCUCCAUUUUUUCUGUUUUGUUUCAUUUGUAGUUGAGAAGAAAAGAGAAAAUAGAUCUACAUUCCAGAUAGUUUGCAUCUCAGUGAUUCUCUUACAACUUUACAAGUAGAGUGGUUUGAUGUUUUGCUAUUUUAUUUGUUACUUUGCUGAAGCACUUUCCUUGAUAGCAUACUAUCUGACCAGCAAAACAAGGAAUACACUCCUGAUUCCGGAACCAUGUAAUUUCAGCUUCACAAUUGCCCUAUGUAUCGAUACAACAAUAAUGGAACUAAGUUUUGUUU